Hippoglossus stenolepis (Pacific halibut) is the source of this 3272-nucleotide messenger RNA. RefSeq names its product protein kinase C and casein kinase substrate in neurons 2 (gene pacsin2). Gene Ontology annotation, molecular function: phospholipid binding; protein binding. The record is from RefSeq and is a predicted model, not a curated record. Gene Ontology annotation, biological process: cytoskeleton organization; regulation of endocytosis; plasma membrane tubulation. Gene Ontology annotation, cellular component: cytoplasm; plasma membrane; endosome. Bases 87 to 1556 code for a protein of 489 amino acids. Lineage: Eukaryota; Metazoa; Chordata; Actinopteri; Pleuronectiformes; Pleuronectidae. The transcript has 11 exons.
AACAGUUCUUCAGCUGAACCCGAACCGUCCGGAGGAAUAAAAUAAACCCAGGCCCUACAAACUGAGUGUAACUUAAGGCAGCAGCGAUGUCGGGCUCCUACGACGACUCCAUGAUCGAUGUCUCCAGUGAUAGCUUCUGGGAGGUCGGCAACUACAAGCGAACAGUGAGGCGGGUAGACGAUGGCAACCGGCUCUGUAAUGACCUGAUGAACUGUCUCCAUGAGCGGGCACGUAUUGAAAAGUCGUACGCACAGCAGCUCUCAGAAUGGGGCAAACGUUGGCGGCAACUCGUAGAUAAAGGUCCUCAGUAUGGUACAUUGGAGCGGGCUUGGUCAGCUCUGUGCACGGAGGCGGAGAAGGUGAGCGAGCUCCACAUGGAGGUGAAAGCAGCGCUGAUGGGAGAAGACUACGAGAAACUGAAGAACUGGCAGCGAGACUCUUACCACAAACAGAUGAUUGGCGGCUUUAAAGAGAGUAAAGAGGCUGAGGACGGCUUCCGCAAGGCUCAGAAACCCUGGGCCAAGAAACUCAAAGAGGUGGAGACGAUGAAGAAAACUUAUCAUUCCGCCUGCAAAGAGGAGAAGCUGGCGGCCAGCAGGGAGACAAACAGCAAACUAGAGAGCAACAACAACCCUGAAGCGCAGAAGAAGCUCCAGGAGAAGGUGGAGAAGUGUCAGCAGGAGGUGCAGAAGACUAAAGAACGCUAUGAUAAAUCCCUUGAAGAGCUGGACAAGGUGACCCCUCAGUACAUGGAGAACAUGGAGCAGGUGUUUGAGCAGUGGCAGCAGUUUGAAGACAAACGCAUCAGCUUCUUCAGAGAGUUGCUGCUGGAGGUUAAACAGCACCUGGACCUCUCAACCAAUCACAAAUUCCAGACGAUCUACCAGACGAUGGAAGACACAAUCUCAGCCACUGACGCUGAAGAGGACUUGAAAUGGUUCCGGUCCAAUCACGGCCCCGCCAUGCCAAUGAACUGGCCCCAGUUUGAGGACUGGUCCAUAGACCUGAACAGAACACUCAGCAGGCGAGAAAAGAAGAAGCCAUCGGAAGGCGUCACGCUGACCGGCAUCAGUCAAACUGGAUCAGACCAGCUUGUUCAGUCUGUCAAGACCAGCAGCAGCCUGACUGUGCCCACUAAAACAGCAGCAGUGGGCUCGAACCCCUUCGACGAGGAGGAGGAGGAGGUGGAGGAGGAGGAGGAAAUGGCUGUGGAGCAGGAGACCACAGUCAACCACAUCAGUGUGGAGAAAGAGGAAAUAAAAACUGUGAGCAGCAUGGAGAAGACUCCAGACUGGUCAGAUGAGGACACAGGAAGUAACCCAUUCUCCGCCAAUGGUGAAGGGAACCCGUUCGAGGAAGAGUCAGCUUCUCCGCUAUCUGUGGCUGUCAGAGCCCUCUACGACUAUGAAGGGCAGGAGCAGGACGAGCUCAGCUUCCAAGCAGGGGAUGAAUUAACCAAAAUUGGCGAUGAAGACGAUCAGGGUUGGUGCAAAGGCCAACUCAAGGGCGGAAAAACGGGCCUAUAUCCUGCUAACUACGUGGAGGCCAUCCAGUAGUGGAUUGUCACAGAGGAAAAACGAAUGUGAAGAAAGUGGUUUGUUAAGAAAUGACUGUGCGGCUGGAAAAGGCUCGGCCUGAAUUUUUCACCCCUUCGCUCCCUGUUGAUGGAGACUGGACCGGCGUGGGAGAAGGACGGAGAGGAUGCGGAUUAUAACAGGACCACUUGACAUAUUUUUGCUUUGACCCGUCGUAGAAAAGUGCUAAGGUGGAGAUUAACCUCCAGUUUCCAGAUGUUGCCAGGCGAGGAAGAAAACGAAAUUGCUGUCAGCGUAAAAAUAUGUUACUUAAAAUCCCAUUUAUGCUGUUACAAAAAUAAUAGGUAUUCUAGUAAAUAUAUAUAUAUAUUAGAUAAAACUCAAUGAACUUUAUGUGUGAAUCUAUAUAUUGUUUUAAUGAAACACUGGGAUGACUCCGACAAAUCGUUUUGCGAUGUUAGCCAUGCAGACUUUAUAUGCAAGCCACUGUGGAUUCAUUAAGGGAGACGACCCUUUUUAUAAAUUUGAUUAACCAUUUCUGUUAAUAAAAGUCCAUUUCAUAAAUAUUUCAAGAAACUUUUGCAGAAAAAAAAGCCCUUAUAUCGAGUAUUGCGUCAGAUUUAACUUGCAUUGUUCUGUCGUUCCUUUCAGGGGUUUUUGUUUGACUGUUCGGGUUGUUUUUUUUAUAAGGAAUGAUAACGACAUAAUCCUCACAUAGUCCUCAUUUAGCUCAGUGGGCCGGUUUUCCUCGAGUCACUGCGAAUGAAUGUAUAUUCACUGAUUGUAUUUCUUCACCUGUCCAUCAUUCACUAUCGCUGAUGCUGGGUUUUUUCGCCAUCACUCACACCUCGAACAACUAUCCACCCAAACAUCUCCUUUCUGUCGCAGACUGUAAUGCUAUACGUUUUAUUUCCACUCGACACUGAAAGAUUUUCGCACUUGAAUCUCCCAUGUUUUAGUUCUCUCACUUCUUGUUAAAUACAGUUAUGGGAGAGUUUUAGUGUUUUUUUGUUUGACAAUAUAUUACAAGUUAUAGCAAUAAAACCACAGGCGAGUGUGGUUUUCCAUACGUGCAUGUAAAUAGCCUGGAUUAAACAAACCUUACGUCAACAUCAGAUGAAAUGUAGUUGGAAAUUGAUGAUUGUUAAUUUAUGAUGCCACAAGUGCUUUUUUGUUCUACUCUUGUUAAAAUGCUGUGACUGAGAAUCAGUUUGUACGUUAAUUGAAUGUCUAAUGGAAAAAUAUCCCUUGAAUUUGUCAUUUUGUUAUGUUUGUAAAUAUGACUCUUAUUUUCCCCCCCCCUUCGUAGAGAGGGCUAUAUUCACGGAGUAAAUCGACAAAUACUUUGUGAAUAAUUGUUGAUUUUUUGUCUAAGGAGCUAUGACAUGAAUGGACGUGCCUGAUUUCAUAACCUUAAUACAUGUUUGGAUUAAGUAGUUCUGUCUGCUUGAGUUUUUUUGUAGAGCUGAACUUCAGGCGAGAAACCUCUUGUGCAAGCUCGAAAUUCAUUAACUGCCUAUUGUUCUGAUGAAAUCACUGAAAUAUGCUAUUUGAUGCCCUCAACUGCAGCACAAGAGGAAGAUGAUUAUUUUUUGUCUUUAAUAAUAAAGAGAAAGGAGACGUUUUCCGCGUUUUCAGGGCGUGCUGUCGUCAACACGCAACAGCUGUACUUGCACAGUAAGGUUUGUAAAAAUGUUGUUCCACAACAUAAUAAAUGAAUUUAUUGGAAAGAAAAUA